CCUCGUGUGUUGACUAAAAAAGUCCCUGGCUUUCGCUACUUCCCUCGCGAAUCGCGAUCCCCACCUUCCCCACUCCAAUGGCGACGGAGGCGGAGGCGCAGUGGGUGCUGACGGCCACGGGGCGGUCGCCAACUAACAUCGCCGUGAUCAAGUACUGGGGGAAGCGGGACGAGGCGCUCAUCCUCCCUGUCAACGACAGCAUCAGCGUCACCCUCGACCCCGACCACCUCUCCGCCACCACCACCGUCGCCGCCAGCCCCGCCUUCCCCUCCGACCGCAUGUGGCUCAACGGAAAGGAGAUUGCGUUGUCGGGCGGGAGGUUUCAGAGUUGCCUGAGGGAGAUCCGGAAGCGGGCUCGUGAUGUAGAGGACGAGAAAAAGGGGAUCAAGGUCAAGAAAGAGGACUGGGAGAAGUUGCAUGUCCACAUUGCGUCGUACAACAACUUCCCAACCGCUGCCGGUUUGGCCUCUUCGGCUGCUGGCUUUGCUUGUCUUGUUUUCACCCUCGGAAAGCUAAUGAACGUGAAUGAAGAUUAUGGAGAACUUUCUUCAAUAGCAAGGCAGGGAUCUGGAAGUGCAUGCCGCAGUAUAUAUGGUGGAUUUGUGAAAUGGUGUAUGGGAAAAAAUGACGAUGGAAGUGACAGUAUGGCAGUGCAGCUUGUUGACGAGUCGCAUUGGGAUGAUCUUGUCAUAAUCAUAGCAGUGGUCAGCUCAAAGCAGAAGGAAACCAGUAGCACCAGUGGGAUGCGAGACACUGUCGAAACAAGCCCCCUCUUGCAGUACAGGGCCCAGACUGUAGUGCCAGGUCGCAUAUUGAAAAUGGAAGAUGCCAUCAAGAAUCGUAAUUUUGAAUCCUUUGCCAGGUUAACUUGUGCAGAUAGCAACCAGUUUCAUGCUGUAUGUUUGGACACGAGUCCUCCCAUCUUCUACAUGAAUGAUACGUCACACAGGAUAAUUAGCCUUGUGGAGAAGUGGAACCACGCGGAAGGAACCCCACAGGUUGCCUACACAUUUGAUGCUGGGCCUAACGCUGUCCUAAUAGCACGAAACCGCAAAACAGCUUCGCUUGUCCUUCAGAGGCUCUUAUACUGCUUUCCUCCACAAGAAAAUGAUUUGGACAGCUAUAUGGUCGGCGAUAAAUCAAUCCUAAGUGACGCCGGAGUGCAAUCCUUAGCUGACAUCGAGGCCCUUCCACCGCCCCCGGAGAUGAAGUCACCGAGCCAAAAAUUCAAGGGUGACGUUAGCUACUUCAUUUGCAGCAGGCCUGGGGCUGGCCCAAAAGUUCUUACCGACGAGAGCCACACAUUGAUUGAUUCAGCCACGGGGCUUGCGAAAGGAGUGUAAUUUUUUAAUGAAGAUCACUGGUUUGAUACUGUUAGGUUAUGUAAUACUGGCUUUUGUGUUGAGAUUAAUGUAGAAUUGUCAUGUGUGUUGUACACUCUACUUCUCUAGUGUGGUAGAGUUGAUCAUGUAAUAUUUACAUCAUUUUGUCCUUGAUUGUUAUAGUGUCAUUGCCGCUUAAAGAACAUGCAUAUUUUUUUUAUAAAUAAAAGCUACUACAGUAAA
Hordeum vulgare subsp. vulgare (domesticated barley) is the source of this 1565-nucleotide messenger RNA. RefSeq names its product diphosphomevalonate decarboxylase MVD2, peroxisomal-like. Lineage: Eukaryota; Viridiplantae; Streptophyta; Magnoliopsida; Poales; Poaceae. Gene Ontology annotation, cellular component: cytosol. Gene Ontology annotation, biological process: isopentenyl diphosphate biosynthetic process, mevalonate pathway; isoprenoid biosynthetic process. Gene Ontology annotation, molecular function: ATP binding; diphosphomevalonate decarboxylase activity. The coding region runs from base 78 to 1343 and encodes 421 amino acids. The transcript is spliced from 10 exons. The record is from RefSeq and is a predicted model, not a curated record.